Molecule: messenger RNA, 1431 nt
Organism: Gracilinanus agilis (Agile Gracile Mouse Opossum)
Lineage: Eukaryota; Metazoa; Chordata; Mammalia; Didelphimorphia; Didelphidae
Gene: MOGAT1
Product: monoacylglycerol O-acyltransferase 1
Exons: 6
Coding region: 162-1187 (341 amino acids)
Biological process (GO): triglyceride biosynthetic process; diacylglycerol biosynthetic process
Cellular component (GO): endoplasmic reticulum membrane
Molecular function (GO): diacylglycerol O-acyltransferase activity
Source: RefSeq, a predicted model, not a curated record
CUUCCUGAAGGUAAAGCAGAGGAGCGCCCGCACCCUAGAUCCCGUUGGCUCCGCUACACUGCUACCUGCGGCGGCGAUUACAGUCUCGUGGUAGUAGGUUUGCAUACUCUACCGACUGACAGGACCCAGUGACUGACAGACGCACGUGUCCCGCGCCAGUCAUGAAGAUCCAGUUUGCCCCCUUAAACAUCCCUCUGGAGAGGAGGCUGCAGACCGUUGCCGUGUUCCAGUGGAUCUUAUCCUUCCUCCUCCUGGUUCUCUUUUCCCUUUCAGCACAACUGUGGAUUGUAAUGUUUGUGAUGCUGAUUUAUAAAAACUACUGGUUUUUCUACAUCCCCUAUUUAACAUGGCUCUACUUCGACUGGAAGACCCCAGAAUUAGGAGGCAGAAGGUUUGACUGGGUCCGAAAUUGGACUGUUUGGAAGUACUUUAGGAAUUAUUUUCCGAUACAUCUCGUCAAAACAGUGGAUUUGGAUCCAAGUCACAACUAUAUAUUUGGAUUUCAUCCCCAUGGAGUGCUUGUUGCUGGGGCAUUUGGAAACUUUUGUACAAACCAUUCGAAUUUCAAGGAAUUGUUUCCAGGCUUUACCGCAUACCUUCACACCUUUCCCUUUUGGUUCCGAUGUCCUUUCUUCAGAGAGUACUUCAUGAGCUGUGGAGCAGUCCCUGUUUCCAAACAAAGUGUAUCUCAUGUGCUAAGCAAGGAGGAAGGUGGAAACAUUUCUAUCAUUGUGCUUGGGGGAGCAGAAGAGUCACUGGUUGCAUAUCCUGGAAGUUUUACUCUGUAUAUCACCCAAAGAAAGGGGUUUAUUAAAAUGGCUUUGACACAUGGGGCUUAUUUGGUUCCUGUGUUCUCGUUUGGUGAGAAUGAUCUGUUUUACCAAAUCGCCAAUCCUGAAGGCUCAUGGCUUAGAACUUUCCAACAGAAAAUGUCCCAAAAAUUGGGGUUCACUUUGCCAUUAUUUCAUGCCAGAGGAAUUUUUCAGUACAGUUUUGGCCUGAUGCCCUAUAGGAAACCUAUUCACACUGUUGUGGGACGACCUAUUCCUGUUCAGCAGACUCCUCACCCCACACAAAAACAGAUCGACCAGUUGCAUCAGACUUACAUGGAGGAACUAAGAAACUUAUUUGAGACGAACAAAAGCAAGUAUGGAAUCUCAGAACAGGAAACACUUGUUUUUAAAUAAACAUGGCUAUAGAAGGUAUUAAGAAAGCUAGAAGAGCUUUUUUGGCAUUGAAAGAAAUCUCUGAAUCCAUAAAACUGGUAUCUGUCGAAGAUUGUGUUGUACAUUUAAUGAAGGUUUAAGGGGUAAUAAGAGAACCUGGAUUUUUUUCUUCUUCUUUCAAAUACUGUGUCAAAUGAUCACACAUUGCCUUCAACCACAGUGAUAUUAAUAUAUGAAAAUCCAAAUAGAGUAGACCACUAUUGGA